AUGCUAAAUAAUUGCUGUUUUUGUAUAAGUCUUAGGACUGCAACCCUUAUCUUGGCAGUAUUGGGUGCUUUCACUCACUUAUACGGUGCCAUGACCUUAACAGCUCUAUCAACUGAUUUUGAUGACGCUGAUACUGGAGCCAUUUUAGGCUUAACAGCUUAUUCUUAUCUUUCAGGCUUUGCUUGUUUGGCUGGUGCUAUUGGCGUGAUGAAGAAUAAUAUAAGGCAUCUUAAGUUCUUUAAUGCUUAUUAUUGGGCCGAUCUAGGAAUGCACACUAUGUUUUCCAUUGCCAGCGCUUUCAUGCUUUUCAGCCUUCACUCUGAAAUUUGUAAAGAGAUUGUCAGUGAAGCCAACGACGACGAAUUUGAUAUGAACACAUGUGAAUAUGUAUAUAUUCGCAGUGCCUGGUUUGUCAUCAUUGCUAUGGCCAUCAAUAUGCUGUUGAAACUUCAUUUUGCUUUUGCUAUCCAUUCCUACACUAAGCGUGUAAAGCAAACGAUCGAUGAAGAAGAAAUGAUGAACCAUGUUGUUGUUGCACCUUACCCAACCGCUUAUAUCUCAGCGGAUACUAAGGAACAGCCUCCUAUGUAUGUUGCUGGUCAAGAAUUCAUUCCUGACGAGAAGAAGGCAUCACAGCAGCAGUAA
Messenger RNA from Mycotypha africana, 645 nucleotides. RefSeq lists its product as uncharacterized. The record is from RefSeq and is a predicted model, not a curated record. NCBI's taxonomy places the organism in Eukaryota, Fungi, Mucoromycota, Mucoromycetes, Mucorales, Mycotyphaceae. The transcript is spliced from 3 exons. Bases 1 to 645 code for a protein of 214 amino acids.